Stylophora pistillata is the source of this 1450-nucleotide messenger RNA. RefSeq names its product ubiquinone biosynthesis protein COQ9-B, mitochondrial. Gene Ontology annotation, molecular function: lipid binding. NCBI's taxonomy places the organism in Eukaryota, Metazoa, Cnidaria, Anthozoa, Scleractinia, Pocilloporidae. Gene Ontology annotation, cellular component: mitochondrial inner membrane. Gene Ontology annotation, biological process: ubiquinone biosynthetic process. The record is from RefSeq and is a predicted model, not a curated record.
CAGUCUUACGCGUUUUCAUUUUUGUAUCACAAGAAAACAAACAUGGCGACUUGCUCUGCAAUUCGCAUGGUUUUGCAUAGGCAGGUAGGGUUGGUUCGUCGAGGAUUAUUUGGUUUCCCAUGCAGAUUGCUGCAGAUGUCCUCUUAUAACUUAUCAUCAGAGGAGAAACAAAACCCAGCAGACAGUCGAAAUGAAGAAUUUGACAGUGCAAGGUCUGAGAGUGCAAAUAAGAAAUACUUUGGUGGUGAUGAUGGAGCUGCCUUUAUUGAUGUAGAUGAAGAUCAAGACACAGAUGUACGAGAAACUAUUCUCAAUGCUGCACUUGAACAUGUUGAUCAGUUAGGUUGGAGUCCAGAAGCUAUAGAAGCUGGAGCAAGAGCUGUGGGGCUGUCUGCAAUGGCAGAGGGUAUGUUUCCACGAGGUGCUGGGGAUUUAGUCCUUCACUUUACCGAGGACUGUAAUGUUCGGUUGGCAGAUCAUCUUGUUUCACAGUCCAGGUCAGCAGGGGAGGAAAAAAGGUCUGGAGUCCCACUGCAAAAGAGUUCCCAAAUUAUUAUCCGUGAUGCUGUGGAGGUGCGACUGAGAAUGCUCAUUCCAUUUAUUGACCAUUGGCCUCAGGCCAUGGGUUUGAUGUUAUUACCCCAGAAUGCACCUGAUGCCAUGAAGAAUGUUGCAUAUUUGGUGGAUGAGAUAUGGUAUCAUGCUGGUGACACCUCAACAGAUAUAAACUGGUACACAAAGAGAGGAGUGUUGGCAGGACUGUAUGGUGCCACAGAACUUUAUAUGGUGACUGAUAGGUCAUCUGAUUUUGAAGAUACUUGGAGUUUCCUUGACAGGAGAAUGUCUGAUAUUGGUUUACUUAUUGGUGCCAAAGAAACUCUUGAGAAAGCUGGAUCAGAUGCUGCUGAGCUGUUGUCUGCUGCCUUUACUACAGUGCGUAAUAUGAGUGGCCUUAAUAGGCGAAACAGAUGAGUUCAACAGAGAAGAAUGGAAGUUAGUUCAUUAAAAUACUUGUACGUAAUAUCCAUGAUUCAGCAACUCAAAUAACAAAUUGGAAGGUGGAAGGAGAAUCGUGUAAAAGCAGUGGUGUUGGCAACCAUCCAUAAAUUACAAAGCUGAUAUUUUAGAAAGGUGUUUUUCUAAAACUCUGUUUGCAGUAAAUAUGCAUUGUUGACUGUUCAUGAUAUAAAUUUUUAUUGUAUUGUCACCUGUACCUCAGAAACAGGAUUACACUGCCUCUGAAAGUGGCAUCAACACAUUUUUUUGAGUUAACCAAGUCUUAGAUUGAUUUUAUUGUCUUCACAGAAUGUACCUAGUUUUUAAUUCUUUUUGGUGCUUACUUAAAAUGUUAAUUCUCAGCUGAUAAAAUAAGUUGAAUUGAAUCUACAUACUGUGAAAUUGUUAUGCAAUUGUUAUGGUAACUAAGUGAAUAAAAUAAGUGAUUGAUGUU